GUUCCGUUCACUUCCGUUCCUUCCUGUCCAAGCGUGGUGUCAAAGAUGGCGGCGCAGAAGUCGGUGCCGAGCGAUCUUUAUAAAUGUGUUUACUCGUUCCUGCUGGAGAACAAGUUCAGCAAGGCGGCGCAGGCGUUUCUCAAACAGACUAAAGUGAAUCCUCAAGAUCAAGAUGAAGAAAGCCUUGUAAACAUCUUCAACUUCUGGGUGAAGUCUCCUGAAGCCAAGAAAAGGAAAGCACCUGCUGACAAAGCUGAAGCUACCAACGGUCCAUCAGCCAAGAAGGCAAAAACCAGUGCAGAGAGCUCCAGCAGCGAAGAGUCGAGCAGCGAGGAUGAAGAAGCUGUCGCAAAACCAACAAAGGCAGCCCCUGCAGCCAAGGCGGUGCCUAAAGCAGCAGCAGCAGCUGCUGCUAAAGCUGCAUCCAGCAGCAGUGAAGACUCAAGUGACUCUGAGGACGAGAAGGCGCCUGCAAAGGCUCCUGCUAAGGCCCCUGUGAAGCCCGCUGCUGCUGCUGCUGCAGGCACAAGGAAGAAAGACAGCAGCUCAAGCAGUGAAGAAUCUGACUCUGAGGAUGAGAAGGCUGCCAAAGCUCCCGCAUCAAAACCCAAGGCAGCUGCUGCCGCUGCACCAAAAGCUGCUGUUGCUGCUAAAGGUGCAGCUCAGAAAAAGCAAGAGAGCAGCAGUGAAGAUAGUUCCUCUGAUUCUGAAGAUGAAGAACCAGCCAAGGCUCCAGUCAAACCCACCCCAGUGAAGGCUGCUGCUGUUGCUGCUGCUGCUGAAUCAAGCAGUGAAGACUCUUCAUCUGAAGAUGAGGCUCCACCCAGCAAAAAACCCAAAGCAGGAGCGUACAGCGCAGUCCCACCUCCUGCUUCAGUCCAGAAAUCUCCAGCUGCACCAGCAGCCAGCAAGGCCAAAGACAGCGACUCCUCAGACAGCAGUGAUGAGGAAGAAGAGAAGAAAGCUGCUGCUAAACCUGCACCGGUAAAGAAGACCACUCCUGCCAAACCCGCUGCAAAGAAGCAGGAAUCCAGUUCUGACAGCUCAGAUUCAAGCUCAGAUGAGGAGGAGGCAAAGAAGCCUGCAGCCAAAGUCACCCCAGCUAAAGCCACCCCAGUCAAACCUGCACCAGCCAAGGCUGCACCUGCUAAAAAGGAAGACUCUGAAGACUCAUCAAGCUCAGACGAGGAAGAGGAGGUGAAGAAACCUGCAGUGAAGGUGACUCCAGCUAAGGCUACUCCAGCUAAAGUCACACCCGCUAAGACGACCCCAGCUAAAAAAGAUGAGUCCUCAAGCUCAGAUUCAGAUAGCAGCUCUGAAGAUGAGGCUCCAGCAAAACCGGCUGCUAAAGCUGCAGCUGCACCAAAGCCUGCUGCUGCUUCUAAACCUCCUGCCAAGGCAGCAGAGAGCAGCUCUGACUCUGACUCCUCCUCUGAUGAGGAAGAGGCACCAGUCAAGGCCAAGCCAGCUGCAGCUACACCGGCUUCAAAGCCUGCUGCUGCAGCAGAGAGCAGCUCUGACUCUGACUCCUCCUCCGAAGAUGAAGCACCAGUCAAGGCUAAACCUGCAGCAGCUAAACCAACUACCCCGGCCUCAAAGCCUGCUACCCCUGCUGCAAAGCCUGCUGCUGCAGCAGAAAGCAGCUCUGACUCUGAUUCUUCCUCUGAAGAUGAGGAACCAGCUAAGGCCAAGCCAGCAGCAGCUAAACCUGCCACCCCAGCUUCAAAGCCUGCUACUCCUGCAGCAAAGGCUGCGGCAGAGAGCAGCUCUGACUCUGACUCCUCCUCUGAAGAUGAAGCACCAGUAAAGGCUAAACCUGCAGCUGCUAAACCUGCCACCCCAGCCUCAAAGCCUGCUACACCUGCAGCAAAGCCUGCCGCUGCUGCAGAAAGCAGCUCUGACUCUGAUUCCUCCUCUGAUGAGGAAGAACCAGUGAAAGCCAAGCCAGCAGCUGCAGCGAAACCAGCGACGCCGGCUUCAAAGCCCGCCACACCUGCCGCAAAGCCUGCCGCUGCAGCAGAAAGCAGCUCUGACUCUGACAGCUCAGACUCUGAGAAUGAGGCAGCCAAACCUGCAGUGAAAAAACAAGCUCCAGCCGCCAAGAAACCUGCUGCUAGUGCCACCAAGGCUCCUGCAGACACCAGUGACGACAGCUCCAGUGAUGAGGAGGAAGCCAAGAAGGCAGCGCCGGUGCCCAAGCCCGCAGCCGCGAAGGCAGCUCCAGCUCCGAAAAAGAAGGCUGAGGAAAGCAGCUCUGACUCCUCAGAUAGCUCAGAUUCUGAGGCGGAGACCAAAACCACCACCCCUGCCAAGUCUGUAACUGUCACCAACGGCAAGGCAGCAACACCCAAGGCAGCCAAGGCUCCAGCAAAACCAGCUGAGUCCUCAUCCAGUGACAGCAGCUCUGAAGAAGAGGAGGAGGCCAGUAAAAGUACUGUGAAACCUGCCACACCAGCUGCAUCCACCAAGACAACCCCAGUAGCUAAACCCAAGGAGAGCAGCAGCAGCAGCUCAUCAGACAGUUCAUCAGAUGAGGAGGAAGCACCACGUAAAGCGGCCACAGCACCCAACACCCCCAUGACAAAUGGCACCAAUGGAAAGCGAAAAAGGGAUGAGGAGUCAUCAGAUAGUGAAGAGGAAGAGGCAGAUGUAAAGACGCCAAAUAACAAGAAAACAACAACCACACCACAGACGUUUCCUAAAGCCAAUAAGAAGUCUUCCAACAUACCUUUCCGAAGAAUAAGAGAAGAGGAAGUAGAUGUGGAUCCCCGUCUUGCAGACAACUCUUUUGACGCAAAGUAUGGAGCCCAAGGUGACUGGGGCCAGAAAGCCAACGAUGUGCUCAGGUUCACUAAAGGAAAGUCAUUUCGCCACGAAAAGACAAAGAAGAAGAGGGGAAGCUACCGUGGUGGAGCCAUCUCUACCUCGGUCAACUCUAUCAAGUUUGACAGUGACUGAGCACCUUCUCACUCUCUCUCACCUGAACUGUAUUCUACCUGUGUGAUCAGGACUACCAGUUGUCUGCUUCCUCCCCCCGGUUAACAGUCCUUCUACCAUCACCUCCCUGUAGCAGCAGUACACUGACAGAAGAAUGUGACCUGUAGAGCUGAGCUGGCACUUAGAUGCAGUUAUUUGCCCUUAGUUUGUAAUGGACACCAUUCAUUUGAUCUGUGAUCUGAAAGCAACAGUUUAGUGGAGCUCUGGCAGCAAGAGAAAGAUGUUCGCAGCUGUGACUUUGACAUCCAUGUGACAUUAUUACACUUAUAGCCACUAGGUGGCUGAAGGCCACCAGUUAAUGGUAAAAAGCCAAUUUGUAUGUUGAGCCCCCCUUUUUUUUGUUUGUAUUUUGACUUUAACCCUGUACCUUAUUCUCAAGUGACAAAUGUAAUUUCUUUCUAACAAACUUUUCAUUCUCAUUUAUCUAUGUUUGAAAGACAGCCAUCCAUCCCAACAGGUUCUUUAUUAUGUGUUAAGAAAAAGGCUGAAAUAGAUUUUUAACGGAUCACAUGGAUUCUUGGUGUUUCUUUGGUUGUAUGUUCAUUUUUAUUUGGCCAUCUUUAAACAUGGAGACUAGAGAGGGUCUGUACUUGGGUUUUUUUCUCUUAACAUUACAUGAGGACGUUUAGCAAGUAAGACUACAUUUUAUGCUGUGUAUUUAUUACAUUUUAUUCCAUUUCAACAUUUAGGACCUCAGAUGUUUUGUCCAUGCUAUUUACAAGCCAUUUUGCUUUGAAUGUUAGGAUGCUCCUGUCAACCUCUCUAUUCUGUUGUUUAUUGUUAUGGAAUCUUAUUAUUCACCAACAUAAUCAGGAGCCAUGUUGUUUCAGUUGAAUUGACUUUUUGUGUACUGCUUUCAUUUUUUUUUAUGAUCAAGUCUUGUACUGUAACUGUAAUUAAAGACCUGACAUUAAAUGUUGGUAUGAUUUGGAA
Messenger RNA from Thunnus maccoyii (southern bluefin tuna), 3930 nucleotides. It is a transcript of the gene nolc1, whose product is annotated as nucleolar and coiled-body phosphoprotein 1. Lineage: Eukaryota; Metazoa; Chordata; Actinopteri; Scombriformes; Scombridae. Gene Ontology annotation, cellular component: nucleolus; nucleoplasm. Gene Ontology annotation, molecular function: protein binding. Bases 46 to 2958 code for a protein of 970 amino acids. The record is from RefSeq and is a predicted model, not a curated record. The transcript has 14 exons.